This is a messenger RNA of Dothidotthia symphoricarpi CBS 119687, 1755 nucleotides long. RefSeq lists its product as uncharacterized. The record is from RefSeq and is a predicted model, not a curated record. The transcript is spliced from 2 exons. Bases 1 to 1755 code for a protein of 584 amino acids. Gene Ontology annotation, molecular function: FAD binding. Lineage: Eukaryota; Fungi; Ascomycota; Dothideomycetes; Pleosporales; Dothidotthiaceae.
AUGAUAUCCUCUGCGUCUUCCACGGCAGACACUCCUCGCGCCCAUCUUACCAACGCCGCGGCUCUCGAGUGUCUGCGGGAUCUGGACACUUCCUUGUAUGAAGAGUGUUUGAGUUUGGGUUUUGGGGGUAGUAAGAUCAACAAUUUUCGAUACUGUGAGACGAUGGCUGGGGAGGAGUAUGCGAGAAAUCUCGCAUGGGGUAAUGGAAAACGAAAGAGUGAUUAUGAGCUUGUGAGUCCGUGCCAUUAUAUGGAUUUCCCGCAGAAUUUGCUUGAGCCGCUGCUUGUCAAGUGGGCGACUACACGGGGCUGGUCGAUGAGGUUUGAUACGCGGCUGGUGAGCUUCACGGAAGAGGUUGGAGAUAAUGGCAAAGGCGAGGAUGAUUCAAAGAGAAAUAUCACAGCUACAGUUAUGGACCAGUUCACCGGGCUGGAGUACACGAUUCGCACCCGCUACAUGUUUGGCGCAGACGGAGGCCGCAGUACGAUUGCGAAGCAGCUUGAUCUGCCCUUUACAACACUCCCUGGUGGUGGUUUCGCCUACAAUAUUCUCCUGAGAGCAGAUAUUGCGCAUUUGAUGCAGCAUCGCGAGGGGAAUUUGCAUAUGUGUAUGCGUCUCGAAAAGGACUAUCCGUUCAUUACGACUGCCAGAAUGGUCAAGCCUUGGUACGAAUGGAUGUUUGUGGUUUUGCCCAAAGGUCCCACCGCGCCGAUUCCGAAACGCAGUACGGAUGAGUGGAAAGAGAUUGUGCAAGACCUUAUAGGUGACAAGAGCGUGGAUGUUAAGAUCUUAAAUGUGUCUGGCUGGGCAAUCAACGAGACGAGUGCGGACGUUAUAUCGAAGGGGAAUGUCUUCUGUCUCGGUGACGCCGUCCAUCGCCACCCACCCACGCUUGGGCUCGGCUCCAAUACCUGUAUCCAGGACUCGUUCAACCUGUCCUGGAAAAUAUAUCUUGUUCUGUCUGGUCUUGCUGACCCCUCUCUCCUCUCCACCUACAAUUCUGAGCGCCAGCCGGUCGGGGAGCAUCUCGUAAAAGAAUCCAAUGAGAUCCUACGCAAGCACGCUGGGGUAUGGGGCGCACUAGGCGUGCAGCCAUACGGAGCUUCUGAGGCGGAGAGAAAACGCGCGAGGGAAGUCUUGAAGGAGAAUAGUCAAGAAGGAAAGGAGAGAAGGAAGGUGUUGAUGGACAGCGUCAGGACGAUGCAUCGGGAGACUCAUGGUUUAGGCACGGCGAUGGCGCAACUGUACUCUUCGCCCGCCAUAUAUCCUCAUGACGAACUGGAGCCAUUUCAACCAGGAAUCCAAGAAACACAAGAUCCAGCACAGUAUUACGAACCGUCUACGUAUCCUGGUCGUCGACUCCCACAUGUUUGGCUUGGCACAAACAUCCCAAGCGCACCGCGGUCGACGCUAGACGUUGCCGGAAAAGGAAAGUUUGCCCUCUUCACAGGUAUCGGAGGUGAAGGUUGGGGAGUUGCCGCUGAAACCAUCAAGAAAGACUUAGGUGUGGAUAUCACGAUGGUGAACGUCGGUAUAGGAUUGGAAUGGGAGGACGUGUACCUUGAUUGGGAUGAGAAAAGAGGAGUCGAGGAAGAUGGAUGUGUGCUAGUUAGACCGGACUACUUCGUCGCUUGGAGGGCACAGAGUAGCGGCGAUGAAGUGGCACGGCUCACAAGGGUCAUGUGUAGCGUCUUGGGACUGGCUGAGUCUGAGUCGGCAAAGUAUGAUAGGUCGGAUAUCGAAGGUCGAGAGUAA